Molecule: messenger RNA, 494 nt
Organism: Rhododendron vialii
Lineage: Eukaryota; Viridiplantae; Streptophyta; Magnoliopsida; Ericales; Ericaceae
Exons: 2
Coding region: 48-494 (148 amino acids)
Source: RefSeq, a predicted model, not a curated record
AUCAAGAAUAAGGAUUACACCACAAACUUCAACUCAGCCUUCUGUGGAUGCUGGUUUCUACACUAAACCAGCACAGUUAUUUGAACCAAUUAACCCUGGUUUCUACACUCAACCUAGCCAAGGCAAUGUUAAUUCUGUCAAUCCUGGUUUUUCCUCACAGCCAUCUAAAUUGCAAUGUAUUGGUGGAAAGUUUGGAGGAAAUGGUCCUCGAUUCAGUGUGGGGGUUGCUAACACAGAAGGACAAGCAGGUGGUGCUCAAAGAGGUGGUGGAAGGGCAGGUGCUCCAAGAGGAGGACAAACAGGUGGUGCUCAAAGAGGCGGUGGCAGGGGAGGUGCUUCAAGAGGUGGUGGAAGGACAGGUGCUAGCAGAGGUGCUGAAAGGUCAAGUGUUACCAGAGGUGGUGGAAGGGCAGGUGCUGCAAGAGGUCGUGGAAGGGCAAGUGCAACCAGAGGUGGUGGAAGGGCAAGUGCUCCAAGAGGUGAUACACAGUUAG